GUGCUGUGGUACUACAAAUUUCAUGUUUUUCUGAAGCUGAAAGAAUAUAUAUGCUAGUUAAAGAUACUGUUGUCAAUGACAAGCCUCUGAAUGCUGUGGUGAUUCCUGAAGUUAUGGCUUCCAAGAUACCACAGAAUUUCUGCCCACUUCUUGUAUUUGUGAAUCCUAAAAGUGGUGGUCUCAAAGGUCGGGAUCUGCUGUACAGUUUUAGAAAGCUGCUAAACCCACAUCAGGUCUUUGAACUUACCAAUGGUGGCCCACUGCCUGGGUUUCACAUGUUCUCCAAAGUUCCCUCCUUCCGAGUGCUGGUGUGCGGGGGCGAUGGCACUGUUGGCUGGGUCCUUGGUGCGCUGGAGGAGAUCAGGCACAAGCUGGUGUGCUCAGAGCCCUCAGUUGCCAUCUUACCUUUAGGAACAGGUAAUGACUUAGGGAGGGUGUUGCGCUGGGGAGCUGGCUACAGUGGAGAGGACCCAUACUCCGUUUUGGUUUCUGUGGAUGAGGCAGAUGAUGUUCUUAUGGAUCGCUGGACUAUCCUUUUGGAUGCAGAAGAGCCAGCUGAAGGUGCAGAGAAUGGCAUUGCAGAACCUGAGCCUCCAAAGAUUGUACAGAUGAACAAUUACUGUGGUCUUGGCAUUGACGCAGAGUUGAGCUUGGACUUUCAUCAUGCUAGAGAAGAAGAACCAGGGAAAUUUAAUAGCAGGUUUCACAACAAAGGAGUUUACGUGAAAGUUGGGCUGCAGAAGAUUAGCCAUACUAGAAACCUUCACAAAGACAUAAAGCUGCAAGUGGACCAGCAUGAGGUGGAGUUACCAAGUAUAGAAGGACUCAUUUUUAUUAAUAUACCCAGCUGGGGCUCUGGAGCUGACCUCUGGGGCUCUGAGAGUGACAACCGCUUUGAGAAACCACGCAUUGACGAUGGCCUGCUGGAAGUUGUAGGUGUGACUGGCGUCGUUCACAUGGGUCAAGUCCAAGGCGGUUUUCGAUCAGGAAUCCGAAUAGCCCAAGGCUCUUAUUUUCGUGUAACACUCCUAAAGCCAAUUCCAGUUCAAGUUGAUGGAGAGCCCUGGAUUCAGGCCCCUGGCCAGAUUAUAAUUUCUGCUGCAGGACCAAAGGUCCAUAUGUUGAAAAAAUCCAAGCAGAAACAGAAAAAAACUGGAAGCCUGAGAGAGAUGAAAGUGGAUAGCAUGUCAGUCUCUGAAGGAGGACGCUAAGUGCAGACCUGUGUUCAGAAGCGAUCCAGCACACUUACUGUAGAUACCAAGCUGGUUUAGUAAAACCAAGUGCGGACAACUAGUGAAGAGGGUUGUUGAUGAGUGUGCCUUUCAUUGCAUUUUGAUAGUACUGGAUUCUACUUUGUCCUUC
Molecule: messenger RNA, 1362 nt
Organism: Acanthisitta chloris (rifleman)
Lineage: Eukaryota; Metazoa; Chordata; Aves; Passeriformes; Acanthisittidae
Product: diacylglycerol kinase theta-like
Exons: 9
Biological process (GO): diacylglycerol metabolic process; intracellular signal transduction; lipid phosphorylation
Molecular function (GO): ATP-dependent diacylglycerol kinase activity
Source: RefSeq, a predicted model, not a curated record